AUGUCGGGCCGCCCACUACCGUCGUCAAGCGUUCUGCUAGGAGAAGUCAAGGCCACUGUCUUGCGCAAGUACAAGAAGAGCGCAUCAGUCUUUCUAGAGGACGCCGCUCUUGAUAUGAUGCUUACCGAACAUCCCGGUGACAUCCAGCGCUACGCUGGAUUCUACAACAUGGUCUACCUCUUUCUCGACCCCUCUCACUGCCAAGAGUCAAACCGACCGUUUGCGAACCCCCUUCUUACCAAGGACUCGACGACUCGUUUCAUUUGGAACAAGAAGGAGUAUGACUGCGCCGAUUGCCUUGUGGAUAGUGACGAUGAUCACCCCGAAUCGAUUGAGGCUGCAGCAAUUCGACCUAUUGAAGGGUCCAUCGGCGCACCCGUCAUUAUCCCUACGGAACAGGUGGCCGCUAUCUCGAAGAAGACGCAGAAGAAAAUGUUUGCCUCUCAACCUGGAGAGAACAUCAAGACGCGGCUUCGACGCGUAUACAACGAGCGCCAAGAGGCAAGGAAGCUUGACAGCUGGCGGGAGCUGAAAGCCACAGUAGAGGCCACUGCGACAUGCGAUUUACCUGCCCACGUCUCUACUACCCAAUUGCACUUCUGGAACGCCGUCUUCUUGGACAUUCUUCCCUGCUUACCAGCGUCUGAACGCGCCGCUCGCCUCCUGGCUCUUGAGAGUCGCGAUGUCACUGAUGAACAGCCCGAGCCAUGGUCUGAUAUCUGGCAGACAUACCAGUAUGUCCGAUAUAUUAACGAUAUUGAGACAGCUGGGUGGGAGAAGACUCUGCGCGAACUGUCUGAGAACUACCAAGACUUCUCUGAGAAGUUGAUGGAUCUCAAUCUCGCCACACGUAUGGCGCUGGGUCUGUCAGUCGCACUGCCGCCAGUUCGCACUGAAGCAACAUCGGUGCUCGCCGAGUCCACUACUUCCAAACCAUCGACUCCUCACACUCCGGUAGUCGACACUGGCGCUCAUCGUCCCAAGCUCCUCCCAAAGUCGCAGACUAUGCGGAAGAACUUCGGGUUGGCUUGCUUGGCUGAGAAGGUUACUGUAGCUCCUGAGGUCGCUGCAACGCCGGCACCUCCAAUUCCUACUGAUACCAAUAUCUUCGGUCUUCCUACGGUAGUACCACAGAAGGCACAUCCACCGUUCGGUGGCUUCACGUUUACUCCCUUGGUUUCGAAGACGGCCAGUGCCCAUCCUACGUCCGUGCUACCACAGUCCGCCCCGAAUGCGCAGCUCCCCAACACACCGGUGUUCGACUUUGGCUUCGCUAAGAGCACCUUUGACGCACCAAAUUCUGCGUGCGCUCCGAAAUUCAAUGGAGGCGCUGGCUUCGGAAGAGACUCCACACCUCAGACGCCCACGUCGUCUUCGGCUGAGCAGAUUACACAGCUCGUUGCACCAAUUGUCGAAAAGACAAAGUCUCUCUCCGUUGUGUUCGGUGCUCCAAUCGUUGGCCCUGACUUAUUGACACCGGUGGAACCGAACCUUUUCGCCCACCUUAACGAGCGGGUUGCUGAUUUUGACACUGGCAAUGAAAAUGGGAAUUAUCUCAAGUCUGAGACCCGACCAGCUAUCAAAUCGACGCGUAUAGGCCGAAGCUACGAGCCUGUUCUGGACAUAAUCGUUGAAGAGCCCGUCGAGCAGACUUCCGAAGAGCCCGAGGAGGGCGAUAUGGAGCGGAAUUUCGACAACGAUCACGAAGACGACGACGACCACUUUAGCAGAUCAGUAGUCUCUUCAUGUUGGCUAACAACGGAAGAUGACUUCAAGUACAUGAGAGAUGCCAUGUCUCUCUUUCGCGAGAGCAAGUCGAGAACCUACACCGUUGGGGAGUUUGCAGUCGACUACAUCAUCACACGAGGCCUAGAUCUCCCGGCAGAAGACCUGGUUCCUAGAGUCACUGAGUUCUUGAACACUCUGCCCUUCGACCACAGAUCUUUCGUUCAGACUCGAGAUGAGCAUGGGGUUGAAGCAGCUGCGAGCUUUGAGGAAGCAUUAGAAUUCUUCGAGCCACAUCUAAUAGCUUUAUCGACAGUGAUACAUAUAGAUGGCGCCCCUCCUGCGACAGGCAUAUCUAUGGCGCAUCCAGAAGAUGUCAAGAUUACUACUACUGUGCAGAGCGCGCCCAUCAUGGCAGUAGUACCCGAACGUCAAGCAAUGUACGAGGAUGACGAAAGCUACAACUGCAUCAACGGCUACGAAUACCUGAUCCAGAUCGACUGCAGCGACCACGAUUCACAAGCUGAUGGUGGCGCCAAUAUCGACCGGCCAGAUGCUCUCGACGAACUUAUGCCAGACACCAGGGACAAGUCACCAUCUUUUGAGUGUGGAGUCGGCAUUGUGGAUAGUGAUUCCGCGUCCACUGUCACACUUACUCCGUCAUUGACGCACUCGCCUAUCUCAGAAGCCGAGCUUGCCAUCGAUACCGAGAUGGCAGAAGAAUACAUGCUCGAUGGAUACGGCCGCCCACUCCAGCUGACCGGGAUGCCUCGAAAUGACAAGAAGUUCUUCGAAGCGGUACAUACGAAGAUUGUCGCAGACGCUGACCAGUAUGAGUUCGACUGGGCUGAGGUAGAAUGUCUUCUGGGCCCUCAAGACGAGGAAGAUGACGACGAUGACUACGUUGUACCUACGGUCGAUGAUGAUGGGAAGCCCAUCAAGUUCACACUAGACAUAGAGCCUCUACAAGACGGCUGGGCCCAAGGUGUUCUCAAGCAGGUCUUCCCAGACUUCGAGCAGGCUGAGGCUAAGCUUCCUGAUGUUGCGCCGCAACUCCAGGUGGAAGUUGAUCAGACGUCCUUUUCAGCCAUGUUAAACUCCGGAUAUAUGUCCGAUUCGGUUGGUAUCCCGGAGAACACUUCGGUUGCUGCAGCGAAGUUGCCAAAAACGCAACUAGUUGACACUUUGAUGUCCAGUCUUGGGUCCAUCUUCGUCGACUACGAUACGCUUCUGCAUGAGCGGUAUGCACAGGUUGCAGCAGUUGGCACUGAUGCAGAAGACCAGAAGGCCGGCUACCAUCUACCUAGUCUCGCCGUUCGUACUGUUCAGUCAAAGGCUGUGCCUACCGAGAAUUCAGAACCACUCUAUGGUAUCGGAACUAGUAGUUCUGUUCAUAUGAACUUGGCUGCGCGAUCACUGAUGUUCAAUCAGCGCCACCCAGUCCGUCACCUACCGCACUCUGACUUGGCGGUGUAUGACUGGCUCAAGUCUCAACCGGAUAAUAGUCUGGCAAACAUCAGCGCGAACGGACUGGGUGAGCACGCACCGUUUGACGUGAUCAAACUUUGUCGGUGUUCCCGCAAUCAGGGAGCGGGAAGAGUACAUGAUAGCCGGGAUCAUGAAACAACAACUUCGAGCCCCCAAAGAGAGAGGCUCAUGAAGCCGAACGCAGAAUCGGAGGAAAAUGACGACCCUUUCGGGGAUGGCGAGCUCAAAGAGCACCCACUAUAUGCGCGCUCCGAAGCGUGCAUUAUCCGCAUCGCCCUCCGCCUAUCGACGUAG
Molecule: messenger RNA, 3507 nt
Organism: Alternaria hordeiaustralica
Lineage: Eukaryota; Fungi; Ascomycota; Dothideomycetes; Pleosporales; Pleosporaceae
Exons: 1
Coding region: 1-3507 (1168 amino acids)
Source: RefSeq, a predicted model, not a curated record